Podospora pseudocomata is the source of this 1896-nucleotide messenger RNA. It is a transcript of the gene PNS1, whose product is annotated as pH nine-sensitive protein 1. The transcript is spliced from 3 exons. The coding region runs from base 1 to 1674 and encodes 557 amino acids. Gene Ontology annotation, biological process: transmembrane transport. Gene Ontology annotation, cellular component: plasma membrane. Lineage: Eukaryota; Fungi; Ascomycota; Sordariomycetes; Sordariales; Podosporaceae. Gene Ontology annotation, molecular function: transmembrane transporter activity. The record is from RefSeq and is a predicted model, not a curated record.
AUGGCCUACCAGGGCGGUGAAGCCGCUAAUUACUACAGCCCACCUCAUGGCGGUGGUGGUGGGCCGCAGUAUCCCCCUCCGAACAACUCGUACGAAAUGCAGCAACCGCAGAAUGGAUACUACAACCGACCUCCGCCGCCGCCUCCUCCUCCUGCUGGGGGUGGGGGUUAUAGUAACGUGCCGAUGAACGAUGGGGGGUAUCACAAUGGGUAUGGGGCGCCACCGCCUCCACCGCCGCCGACUGGACCAGAUGGGAAGAUGGGACCUCCCCCGAGUUAUGACGAGGUUUUUGCGGUGCAGAAGCCAAAGUGGAAUGAUUUGUGGGCGGGGGUGUUGUUUUUGGCGACUUGUGCUGGGUUUGUGGCUGUUAGUGCUAUUUCGAUUCAGGGAUAUGCUGCGACUCGUAAUAUCAACUCGGGCGGCCUCAAUGGGCAGCGGAACAGAUUCGGGUUGACGACGCAUACGAUUUGGCUGUUUGGCUGGGUGCUCAUAACGGCUAUUGUGCUCAGCUACGGGUACAUGUGGGUUGCGAGGAAGUUUACGAAGCAGUUCAUCUGGAUUACGGGGAUUCUCAACGUUGUGCUUGGUUUUGCGACGGCCUUGUACAUGCUGUCGAGAAAGUACUACUCUGGCGGGAUCGUGUUUUUGAUCUUCGCCAUUUUUCAGCUGAUCUGCUUUAUCAGCUGGCGGUCCCGGAUUCCGUUCAGCGUGUUGAUGCUGCAGACGGCCAUUGAUGUGGCCAAGAAUUUUGGGCAUGUUUAUCUUGUCAGCGCGAUUGGCGGGCUGUUGGCUACGUUGUUUGCGGCGUGGUUUUCGGUGACGCUAGUUAGUGUCUAUGUCAAGUAUCAGCCGGAUCCGAAUAACCCGGCUUGUAGGCAGGGCGCGGGGGGAUGUUCGAGUGGAAAGGUGAUUGGGCUGAUUGCGUUUAUUACUUUUGCCGCGUAUUGGAUUUCGGAGUGGUUGAAGAACACGAUUCAUACUACUAUUGCGGGGGUUUAUGGGUCGUGGUAUUUCAACUCGAGGAACUUUCCAACGGGGGUGACGAGGGGGGCGUUGAAGAGGUGCUUGACGUAUAGCUUUGGGAGUAUCAGCUUGGGGAGCUUGGUGGUGGCUAUUAUCAAUUUCCUGAGGCAGUUGGCGUCUGUGGCGAGGGCUCAGGCGUCAUCGGAUGGGGAUAUUUUGGGGAUGAUCUUGUGGUGUAUUGUGGGGUGUCUUAUUGGGUUGUUGGACUGGGCGGUUCAGUUCUUGAAUCGGUACGCUUUUGCGCACAUUGCGCUUUAUGGGAAGGCGUAUGUGCCGGCGGCGAAGGAUACUUGGAAGAUGAUCAAGGACCGCGGUAUCGACGCCCUCGUCAACGAAUGCCUCAUCGGCCCUGUCCUCGGCAUGGGCGCCAUGUUUGUCGGGUACGCCACCGCGCUGAUGGCCUAUUGCUACAUGGUCUUCACCAACCCCUCGUACAACUCUGGCGGGGGCUUCACGCCGGUGGUGGUUGCGUUUGCCUUCUUGAUCGGGUUGCAGAUCUGCAAUGUGUUCACCACCCCGCUCAGCAGCGGUAUCGACACCAUCUUCGUGGCUAGCGCUUGGGACCCCGAGGUCAUGAUCCGGGAUCAUCCGGAUUUGUAUCACAGGAUGGUGGCGGUUUACCCUGAGGUACAGCAGGCUAUUCACGCUUGAGCGGACGUGGAAACGUUUCUGCAAAGGAGUAGGGAGUUUAGUGUUAUAUCGUAAGGGAAGAGCAACCAGAAUGGAAGGGGGUGGUGGUGAUAGUGCUAUUGUGGAAGUGUUGCUAGAAAGUAAUGGUAAUAAGUCGAUUGACGUUCACUGUUGUUCUAUGAUGCCUUGUCCAACCAACAGAGGAUAGUCCGGGCUCUACAUGCCCGAGGCAUAUUGCAACCG